Drosophila kikkawai is the source of this 1469-nucleotide messenger RNA. It is a transcript of the gene Fmo-1, whose product is annotated as Flavin-containing monooxygenase 1. Lineage: Eukaryota; Metazoa; Arthropoda; Insecta; Diptera; Drosophilidae. Gene Ontology annotation, molecular function: NADP binding; N,N-dimethylaniline monooxygenase activity; flavin adenine dinucleotide binding. The record is from RefSeq and is a predicted model, not a curated record.
GUUAAGAGUGACGAUCCCGGCACCUAGAAACAAUUAAUCUAAUAAGCUGUAAUAUAAUGACGAGCAUUUGCAUAAUUGGAGCGGGAACAGGCGGCCUUUGCAGUGCCCGACAUGCGAUUGAGAAUGGAUUCGAAACAACUGUGUUUGAAUUAUCAGACCGCAUCGGAGGAACCUGGGUCUACAACGAUGCAACGGGCGUUGUCAACGGAAUCGAAGUUCACAGCAGCAUGUACAAAAACUUACGCACCAAUUUGCCCAAGGAGGUCAUGGGUUUUCCGGACUUUGAAAUUGCCGAAAAUGAGGUGUCCUAUGUGAGAUCUGAUGAAAUGUUGGACUUCUUCGAGCAAUAUGCGGAUCAUUUCAAACUAAAGCAGCAUAUUCGAUUUAAUUCCUAUGUGAUUCGAGUAGUUAAGAAGAACGAAAAGUGGCAAGUCCUUGUGAAAGAUGUGGUGACUAAUAAGAUCGCCUUCCAUUAUUUCGACAAGAUAUUGGUGGCAAACGGACAUUACCACACUCCCAACUACAUUGAAAUUCCCAAUAUGAAGCUCUUUAAAGGCGAAUCCAUGCAUAGCCACGAUUUCAGAACAAAUGAAGUGUUCGAAGGCAAAGCCGUCCUGGUUAUUGGUGGGGGCCCAAGUGGUAUGGACUUGUCCAACAUUAUAUCCAGAGCGGCAAAACGAGUUACGAUAAGCCACCACGUGACGGACAUUGGAGAUAAUAUUUUCUUUGACAAUGUCCGCCAGAAGCCAGAUGUCAGGGAGCUUGACGAGCAUGGAGCCUUCUUUGUGGACGGGUCAUACGAGCAGUUCGACACCAUUUUCUAUUGCACAGGGUUUAAGUAUGCCUUUCCCUUUCUGAGUGUUGACUCGGGGAUCUACGUCGAGGACAAGUACGUCCAGGAUCUAUACAAACAAUGCAUUAACAUACGGAACCCAUCGAUGGCAUUGAUUGGCUUGCCAUUUUACGUUUGCGCAGCACAAAUGAUGGAUCUUCAGGCCAGAUUCGUCAUGAGCUACUACAGCGGAAAAAACACAUUGCCAUCUCCGGAGGAGAUGCUAAAGGACACCCAGGACAGAAUGAACAAACUUUGGAAUGAGGGCUACCGCAGACGUCAAGCCCAUAUGCUGGGACAUAAUCAAGUUCACUAUUACACGGAUUUGGCGGAAACCGCCGGAGUUAAGAACAUAAAGGCUGUUAUGGCAAAAUUGCACGACGAAAGCAGCAAAUGCUUCAAUGAAAACCUUCUUCAUUUUCGAGAGGAUAUCUUUAGAAUAGUGGAUGAUGAGAAUUUUAUCAAAAUAAAUUAGUAGAAGAAACCAUGACAUUUCUUAAAGUAACGUUAAGUAAACGAAGGCAGACACACAAUUAAGAAAGCAUUCACUAAAACAUUUUACAUUCAAAACUGGGAAUUUUUAAAUUAAAUAACCAUUAAUUUAAUAAUCUUUAGCUUAGCAUUUACAGCCGAGGAA